Molecule: messenger RNA, 411 nt
Organism: Lolium perenne
Lineage: Eukaryota; Viridiplantae; Streptophyta; Magnoliopsida; Poales; Poaceae
Source: RefSeq, a predicted model, not a curated record
AUGGGGGAUCACCACUAUCUCGACACCCCCAUUUGGAAGGACAUCCUCGCCGGCAUUGACAAAUUUAGCACCAUCUCGAGUGUGACCAUUGGCAAUGGGAUUUCCACUGCUUUCUGGUUUGACGCCUGGCUGGGCACUUCCCCGCUCCAUGUUCGCUUCCCUAUCCUGUUCUCUCACUCUGCCUGCCUCAACCUCAAUGUCGCCACUGCCCUUCCCCAUGGCAUCCACCAUUUUCUUGUCCCCCGCCUCUCAGCUGCUGCGGCGUCCGAGCUUCGAGACCUUACUGUUGAGCUGCGCUCUAUCGAUGAUGUGGUGACCACAAUUUGGAGGAGUGAUGCCCCUCUUAAGUGCAAGAUCUUCUGCUGGCUUGCUCGGAGAAAGCGACUUCCAACCAAUAAGUGGCGCUUCUGA